AUGGAGGAGUUGGAACUUGAGAGGAAAGAAGGUGGUAGCCUUAGAAAAUUGGCAAUCGGAGGUCUGCCAAACCUGGAGUUACUACCCCAAUGGAUUCUUCUAGGAUCCACCAAAACCUUGCAGCAAUUGUAUAUCCAAGACUUACAGGAUCUCUCGACGUUACCAACGUGGUUCCAACAUCUCACAUCGCUUCAAUGCCUCUACAUUAGAAAUUGCUUAAAGUUGUCGUCUCUACCAGAAGAGAUGCAACACCUCACUGCACUCAAAAAAUUAAACAUUGCAAUGUGUCCAAAAUUAAGUAAAAGAUGUACCGGUGAAGACUGGCAUAAGAUUGCCCAUGUCCCUGAGAUUUAUUAUGAUGUUUUUAAGACAACAACAAAUGAUGAAUAG
Molecule: messenger RNA, 390 nt
Organism: Gossypium arboreum
Lineage: Eukaryota; Viridiplantae; Streptophyta; Magnoliopsida; Malvales; Malvaceae
Product: putative disease resistance protein RGA4
Exons: 1
Coding region: 1-390 (129 amino acids)
Biological process (GO): defense response to fungus
Source: RefSeq, a predicted model, not a curated record